CUUUAAUUAUACGCGUAACAAUAUACAAUUCCCUCUCAAUACACAAAUAAUAUACGAGCGCCCAGUAUUCGUCACUAUAAAUACCCCGCUCUCCAACUUUGGCCACCACUCACACAAAUUUCACGUUUCCUCUCAAAACUACAAUAGAACAAUAAGCUCCUUCAAAGACUCUCCAACACAAUGGCUCUCUCCAAGCUUGUGAUGGCUUCCCUCCUCUUCUCACUACUCGUCCUUCAGCUCGCCCAUGCUGAUUACUCCCCUCCAUCAAUCGAUUGUGGAGGCGCUUGUAAAGCUAGGUGCCAGUUAUCCAGCAGGCCGAACCUGUGCCACAGGGCUUGUGGGACUUGUUGCCGCCGAUGCAGCUGCGUCCCUCCGGGAACCGCCGGCAACUACGACAAGUGCCCUUGUUAUGCAACCUUGACCACCCACGGCGGCCGCCGCAAGUGCCCUUAAUUUUAAUACGAAGUAGUACGAUGAUGAUGUGUGGUUGCUUUCCCUUUGGCAUAUAAUAAAACGGAUGUGGGUCAAAUAAAUAAGAAAUCUUGUAAUAGUUGCUGAUAUAUGUCUAUGUCAGCAGGUUUUUUUUUAUAGUGAAUAUCUGUCACUCUAUCAGGUUUCAAUGGAUGUUGAGAGGAUUGAAUAUGUAUCAUGUUUACUACUACUCUGUCAAGAAAUAUCCAGAGUUUAUUUUUACUUUUAUCUUAGCGCUAGAGUUCGUCACUUCAUCCAAUUAUUAACCUUUUUGGUUAUGGAA
Linum tenue is the source of this 754-nucleotide messenger RNA. The record is from the annotation of a GenBank genome assembly. Lineage: Eukaryota; Viridiplantae; Streptophyta; Magnoliopsida; Malpighiales; Linaceae.